UAGAUCUAGCCCGUGAGGUUGGCAACAGUAUUCGGGAUAGUUGUUUUGUUGGAGAAAUUCCCUUGUGGGCUUCCAGAGUGUUUGCUGUUGAUUUCCUGGAUCCGAUCAGUCUUAGAAUCGUUUGAAUUCUGGAAAUGGUGCGCGCGAUUUAGCAACGGCAAUCGAAAUGAGUCAUGCGCUGCGUCGACGCCGUUUGUUAUUCUGUUGCAGCCAUGUUCGCAUCCUAAAUUAAUCGGAUAGGAAGCAGACAGGCCCAUAAUACCCGUUUGUUGUUGUUCGUGAGUGAGUGAAACCGAUCCCGGCACAAUGCCCGGGAACACGGGAAUGGAGCAACUGAUCCCCAUCGUCAACAAGCUGCAAGACGCCUUCACGCAGCUGGGGGUGCAUAUGACUUUGGACCUGCCUCAGAUCGCUGUAGUGGGCGGACAAUCGGCAGGCAAAAGUUCCGUUUUGGAGAACUUCGUCGGAAAGGACUUCCUGCCUAGGGGCUCGGGCAUUGUCACCAGACGCCCCCUAAUCCUCCAGCUGAUUCAUGGAAAUGCUGAGUAUGGCGAAUUUCUGCACUGUAAAGGGAAAAAGUUCGUCGACUUUGACGAGAUCCGCCGCGAAAUCGAAGGAGAAACUGAUCGGGUCACCGGAGGCAACAAGGGCAUCUCCAACAUCCCCAUCAACCUACGAGUCUACUCCCCUAAUGUGCUCAAUCUCACCCUCAUCGAUCUGCCGGGACUCACGAAGGUCCCCAUCGGGGACCAGCCCAUUGACAUCGAGCAACAGAUCCGGAACAUGAUUAACCAGUUCAUUAAGCGCGAUUCCUGCCUUAUUCUGGCCGUCACUCCUGCGAACACCGAUCUGGCCAACUCCGACGCCCUUAAACUGGCUAAGGAGGUCGACCCACAAGGCAUUCGCACUAUCGGCGUAAUCACCAAACUGGACCUGAUGGACGAGGGCACGGACGCCCGCGAUAUCCUGGAAAACAAGCUGCUACCGCUUAGACGGGGCUACAUCGGGGUGGUGAACCGGUCGCAGAAGGACAUCGAAGGCCGCAAGGACAUCAACGCGGCCCUAGCCGCCGAGCGCAAGUUCUUCCUGAGCCACCCGUCGUAUCGGCAUUUAGCCGACCGCUUGGGAACGCCGUUUCUGCAGCGGGUUCUGAACCAGCAGCUCACCAAUCACAUCAGGGACACCCUGCCCGGGCUGCGAGACAAACUGCAGAAGCAGCUGCUCACUCUGGAGAAAGACGUCGACCAGUUUAAACACUUCCGGCCGGAUGAUCCUGCUAUCAAAACGAAAGCCAUGCUUCAGAUGAUCCAGCAACUGCAGACGGACUUUGAGCGCACCAUCGAAGGCUCGGGCUCGGCCCAGAUCAACACCAUGGAGCUGUCGGGCGGCGCCAAGAUAAACCGGCUGUUCCACGAGCGGUUCCCCUUUGAAAUCGUCAAGAUGGAGUUCGACGAGAAGGAGCUGAGGCGUGAGAUCGCCUUUGCCAUCCGGAACAUUCACGGAAUCAGGGUUGGGCUGUUCACCCCCGAUAUGGCCUUCGAGGCCAUUGUCAAGAAGCAAAUCACGCGGCUGAAGGAGCCGUCACUCAAAUGCGUCGAUCUCGUGGUCACUGAGCUGUCCAAUGUCGUUCGCAUCUGCACCGAUAGGAUGACCCGCUAUCCUCGACUGCGCGAAGAAGUGGAACGCAUAAUCACGACCCAGAUUCGCCAAAAGGAGCAAUUCUGCAAGGAGCAGAUCUGUCUAUUGAACGACUGCGAGCUGGCCUACAUGAACACGAACCACGAGGAUUUCAUCGGCUUUGCAAAUAGCUUGAAUUUCAGCGCACAGAAUCAAUCGGAAGCGGCGGCCGCCAAAGGUUCGCGGGGCACCUUGGGCAACCAGGUGAUCCGCAAGGGGUACAUGUGCAUCCACAAUCUGGGUAUUAUGAAAGGGGGCUCGCGCGACUACUGGUUCGUGCUCACAUCGGAGAACAUCUCCUGGUUCAAGGACGAGGAGGAGCGCGAAAAGAAGUACAUGCUGCCGCUGGACGGACUCAAACUGCGCGAUAUUGAGCAGGGCUUCAUGUCCCGAAGGCACAUGUUUGCGCUGUUCAAUCCGGAUGGCAGGAACGUAUACAAGGACUACAAGCAGCUGGAGCUAAGCUGCGAAACCCUGGACGAAGUGGAUUCGUGGAAGGCGUCCUUCUUGCGUGCCGGCGUUUAUCCGGAGAAGCAAACCGAUCAGCUCAACGGCGAAGAGGGCAAAAGGACCGUCAACGAUGGCGCGUCCAGUUCGAUGGACCCCCAGCUGGAGCGCCAGGUGGAGACCAUCCGCAACCUGGUGGACAGCUACAUGCGAAUCGUGACCAAGACAACGAGGGACCUGAUCCCGAAAACUAUCAUGCACAUGAUCAUCAAUAACUGCAAGGAUUUCAUCAACGGCGAACUGCUGGCGCACAUCUACGCCAGCGGUGAUCAGUCCCAGCUAAUGGAGGAGGCGCCCGAAGAAGCCCAAAAGCGAGAGGAUAUGAUGCGCAUGUACCACGCGUGCAAAGAGGCCCUGCGAAUCAUCGGGGACGUGUCAAUGGCCACGGUCUCCACCCCAGUUCCUCCGCCAGUAAAGAACGACUGGCUGGCCAGCGGCAUGGACAACCCGCGACUGUCACCACCCAGCCCCGGUGGCCCGCGUAAGCCGACGCCCCAGAUGGGCACCAUGGGGUCCAGCGGAUCGUUGGGCUCUAGAUCGGUGUCAGUUCCCCUAGCCAGCGGCACCGGUCGCCCAGCGCCCGCUAUCCCCAACCGACCUGGCGGCGGGGCUCCGCCCAUGCCUCCAGGCCGCCCACAGGGCCAGGCUUUGCCCGCCCCACUGAUUCCCACGAGGCGUUAAACAACGCAACAACAGAGGAGCGGCAUUUACUUUAGUUUUUUUAUUUUUUCAUUUUAAUAGUCGCCUUUAAAUAUGUAAAAAGUAACUAGCGAUUGCCGCUCUUCGAGUUCAUUUUGGGGGGCAAAAGGGCCCAACUGAAGGGUUGAUUAUGGUGAGUCUUUCGGGGUUUAGGCCGUCGUGAAUUGGAAUUUCUUCCCGAUUAUUAUAUUUUUUUCUUUCUUGGGUUCUUUCCUACAUUUGCAAAUGUAGACAAUAAUUCAAACAAAUGUGAGGUUUCAAGACAGCCAAGACCUAAAAGAAUCUAAUAUUUCCCAAUUAUGAGUUUAUAUGAAUUUCAAAUCUGAUGUUGGCGCUGUUAUCUCGCCGAAACGAUAUACAAAUUUUUGUUUCACACUUUGACUGCAGCCCAGGAAGGAAAAGAAUAUAAUAACAAUUACACGCAGUCAGGAAAAUAAAUCAAAAUUUCUUUCCGAUGUUUCGCAAGCACAACUGCUGCGGCUGGUGUGGGCGAAUCGUCAGAAAGGAAUUCUAAUUCACACGAAACACUCACCAGUUUCAACCACUCAAAUGUUUGUUAGUUGGUGGUGGUGGUGGUGGUUUGAAGCAUGCUGAAUUGGAGAAAAUCAUUUUUGGUGCAUGAGUAUAAGGGUGCAGCAUAAAAUAGUGGCUUGCGCCCCUUUGCCCCCAU
Messenger RNA from Dendroctonus ponderosae (mountain pine beetle), 3553 nucleotides. RefSeq names its product dynamin. The record is from RefSeq and is a predicted model, not a curated record. Gene Ontology annotation, biological process: receptor-mediated endocytosis. Gene Ontology annotation, cellular component: microtubule; plasma membrane; synapse. NCBI's taxonomy places the organism in Eukaryota, Metazoa, Arthropoda, Insecta, Coleoptera, Curculionidae. Bases 307 to 2865 code for a protein of 852 amino acids. The transcript is spliced from 15 exons. Gene Ontology annotation, molecular function: GTPase activity; GTP binding; microtubule binding.